AUCAAACAAUUGAUCACUGCACAAACUUUUCUCUGCUAAAUAAAUAUUUGUAUCUUGCUAUUUACAUGCAAAAAUGGCUCUUCAAAAGAAUAUUUUUUCCUUUAUUAUUUUCAUUCUUUCUAUAGUUUCGUGUUGUAUUAGUCUUCGCGAUGAUUUACUUGAUAAUUAUCUCCAAGAAGAAUCUGGUUAUGAUUUUCAAGCUUACCGUUCGUAUUUUAGCCCCGUUGAAGGCAUCAAACUACAUAAUUCGGCCAAAAUAGAGACCGAAUAUUCUGAUUUCAAGAAGUCUCGAAUACUUGCAGCGUCAGCUAAGACGAUUAAUGUACAGAGGUUUGGAGCUAAAGGCGAUGGAAGAACUGAUGAUGGCAAGGCUUUUCAGAAAGCAUGGGAGGAAGCUUGUUCAUCCUACUCAGCUGUUAACUUUUUGGUGCCUCAGGGAAAAAAUUAUCUUCUCAAACCAAUUAAAUUCUCAGGUCCUUGUAAAUCUCAAAUAAAAAUUCAGAUUAUUGGAACACUGGUAGCUUCUGAUGAUCGCUCUGACUACAGUAACGAUGGAAGGCACUGGCUUCUUUUUGACAGUGUCCAAAAUUUAAUUGUUGAAGGUGGUGGCACCAUCAAUGGCAAUGGAAAUGUGUGGUGGAAAAAUUCCUGCAAAAUAAAUAAAGCUAAGCCAUGCAAGGAUGCUCCAACGGCCUUAACCUUCUACAAGUGCAGAAACUUGGUAGUGAAGAACCUGAAGAUCGAAGAUUCUCCACAAAUUCAUCUGUCUUUUGAAAAUUGCAUGAAUGUUGAAGCAUCAAAUCUUGUGGUGAAUGCUCCAGAGAAAAGUCCCAAUACUGAUGGAAUCCAUGUUACUAGAACUGAAAACAUUCAAAUUUCCCAUUGUAAUAUAGGAACAGGUGAUGACUGCAUUUCAAUAGUAAGUGGAUCGAAAAAAGUCCUUGCUACGGACAUAAUUUGUGGACCUGGCCACGGAAUCAGUAUCGGAAGCUUAGGAUCUAGAAAUUCAGAAGAUUAUGUCUCAGAUGUCGUGUUGAAUCGAGCAAAGCUUUCUGGAACAACAAAUGGGGUCAGAAUUAAAACCUGGCAGGGCGGAUCUGGAAGUGCAAGUAACAUCAAAUUUCAAAAUGUGGAGAUGCAUAAUGUAAAGAACCCUAUAAUCAUAGACCAAAGCUACUGCGAUCAAUCGAAACCAUGUAAAGAACAGAGUUCAGCUGUGCAAGUAAAAAAUGUUGUGUAUCAAAACAUUAAGGGAACAAGUGCUUCGAAUGUAGCAAUUGAUUUUGACUGCAGUAAGAAGUAUCCGUGCCAAGGGAUUGUGUUACACGAUGUGAAUUUGGUAGCGGAAGGAGGUGGAUCAGCUAAAGCCAAAUGCAACAAUAUCAAUUUGAAGAAUAUCGGAACUGUUACGCCCCGGUGCUCUUAGACAAGUAAUGUAACAUAAAUGCAGGACACAUUAGGGUUUUGUAAAUUAUAGACAUACAGUCAAAUACAUUGCAUUUCUUCGUCCUCUAUAUAUUAGAUCGCAUGGAAUUCAAGAAGGUUCUUUCAGUCAUGGCUACUCAAAAAUUUCAAUGAGGUUUUAUGGGUAGUCUGGACUGCAAACACGACUCUUUGUUUUUCAUGGAUUCUUUGUAGGGAUAGCACUAUUGAUGUAUAUAGAUCUGAAAAAUAAAAUUCAUUCAAUAUCUGUUUGAAGAAAAAUAAGGUCGAUUGCCACCUAAAGGAUAAUAUAUAUCCCUCCUUGUUAGAAUUGUAAUAAUCUUCGCUUAUGAAUAAAAUACACAUGAUCCUGAUGUUUGUAUGUUGGAGAAUGUUUGCAUUUU
This is a messenger RNA of Olea europaea var. sylvestris, 1826 nucleotides long. RefSeq names its product polygalacturonase. The transcript has 10 exons. Gene Ontology annotation, molecular function: polygalacturonase activity. Bases 74 to 1426 code for a protein of 450 amino acids. NCBI's taxonomy places the organism in Eukaryota, Viridiplantae, Streptophyta, Magnoliopsida, Lamiales, Oleaceae. Gene Ontology annotation, biological process: pectin catabolic process; anther dehiscence; fruit dehiscence. The record is from RefSeq and is a predicted model, not a curated record.